Anolis sagrei ordinatus is the source of this 1753-nucleotide messenger RNA. RefSeq names its product cis-aconitate decarboxylase-like. The record is from RefSeq and is a predicted model, not a curated record. Gene Ontology annotation, biological process: defense response. Gene Ontology annotation, molecular function: aconitate decarboxylase activity. NCBI's taxonomy places the organism in Eukaryota, Metazoa, Chordata, Lepidosauria, Squamata, Anolidae. Gene Ontology annotation, cellular component: mitochondrion.
AUGUCAUUGGCCUCCUCGGAUGUCACUGACCACCCCUGUAAUUUGGUGGCUGGGGAUGGAAAUAAAAGCCUCGGCUCUACCAAAUACCUUCAGACACAACUGCAUCCUUCUAGAAGCAGCACCACCAUCACCACUUCUCAGUUGACUCAGAGACCUGCAGCGGACACCAGGAUGGUCUACACAACCCUGAAGAGCUCCCACAAAGUCUUCGCUGCCUCCAGACAGGCCCACAAAGUGGCCACCAAAGCCCGGGAGAGGGUUGCUCCAGAGGAGACGGUCACUGGCACCUUUGCCUCCUUCAUUCAUGGUGUCCGCCCCGACCUCCUGUCCGAAAUGGUGCGCCACCGGAGCAAGCGCAUGAUCCUGGACAGCAUUGGGGUGGGGCUGGUGGGCAGCACAACCCACGUCUUCGACAUCGCCCUCCACUUUUGCCAGGAAACCUUCUCUUCCAGCCCAGUGAGCUCAGUUUAUGGGAGGAAAGGUCUCAAGAUGUCUCCUCCUCUGGCUGCGUUUGCCAACGGAGUGGCGUCCCACUCCAUGGACUUUGAUGACACCUGGCACCCGGCCACUCACCCUUCGGGGGCCAUCCUGCCGGCCCUCCUGGCUGCCUCCCAGAUGCUGCCAGCCUCCUCCAGGCCCUCUGGCCGUGACUUCCUCCUGGCCUUCAACGUGGGCAUCGAGGUCCAGGGCCGGCUCUUGCGCUUCUCCCGAGAGGCCAGCAACAUCCCAAAGAGGUUCCACCCUCCCUCCGUGGUGGGCACUCUGGGCAGCGCUGCAGCAACCGCCAAGCUCCUCUCCCUUGAUGCUGCCCGGUGUGGUCAUGCUUUGGCCAUUGCGGCCUCAUUGGCCGGAGCGCCCAUGGCCAAUGCUGCUACCUCAGCCAAGCCCUUCCAUGUUGGCAAUGCCACACGCCUGGGGCUGGAAGCCGCGCUAUUGGCUGCCCGGGGGAUUGAGGCCAAUCCCCGCAUCCUGGAUGAUGUCCCUGGCUGUGCCGGGUUCAGUGCUUUCUACGGCGACUACGAUCCCAGGCCACUGGCCCUGCAGUCGGAGGGCCAUGAGUUCCUCCUUGAGGAGCAGGACAUCGCCUUCAAGAGCUUCCCAGCCCAUCUGGGCAUGCACUGGACGGUGGAAGCUGCCCUCUCAGCCAGGAACCUCUUGGUCAAUCAUUAUGGGCGUUUCUCUCCCUCUGACGUCCGCACCAUCAUCCUGAGGGUACCCGUCUCCAAGUACAUCAACCGGCCCUUCCCCGAAUCGGAGCAUGAGGCCCGACACUCCUUCCAGUUCAAUGCCAGCACGGCCCUUUUGGACGGCGAGGUGGGCAUCUCCUCCUUCCACGACCACCAGAUCCGGCGCCCAGAGCUGGCCCAACUCCUCUCCAAGGUGGUGGUGGAGCACCCAGAGGACAACCCCGCCAGCUUUGAGAAGAUGUACGCGGAGGUGGCCCUGGUCCUGCAGGAUGGGGAUGUCCUGACAGGGCGCUGCAACACCUUCUACGGCCACUGGAGGAGGCCCCUGAGCAGGGAGUCGCUCCUGAGGAAGUUCCGGUCCAAUGCUUCCCAGGUGCUUCCUGAAGACAAGGUCGAGAGCAUCGUCCAAAUAGUGGAUGACCUGGAAAGCCUUCCUGACAGCGCAUUGCUGGCCUCUUGCUUGUAGAACAGCGGGAAGCCUCACUCCAACAUGGAACCGACUCAACAUUUCAAGGACACUGCCUCCUUCUAUUUGAAAUGAUGAUGAUGAAUAGUGUGAAUCUUAC